Molecule: messenger RNA, 3267 nt
Organism: Lodderomyces orthopsilosis Co 90-125
Lineage: Eukaryota; Fungi; Ascomycota; Pichiomycetes; Serinales; Debaryomycetaceae
Gene: CTF1
Product: Ctf1p
Exons: 1
Coding region: 1-3267 (1088 amino acids)
Biological process (GO): regulation of DNA-templated transcription; DNA-templated transcription
Molecular function (GO): DNA-binding transcription factor activity, RNA polymerase II-specific; DNA binding; zinc ion binding
Source: RefSeq, a predicted model, not a curated record
AUGAGUAGUAGUAGUGCUAACAACACACCAGUCACAGUUAAACAGGAGCUUGACAAUGGUCAAAAUUUGAAUAAUAACCAACAACAACAUCAACAUCAACAUCAACACGACAAUGGAGCUACCACAACCACAGACGACAACUACUCCACCAACAAAUCAAACCCCAAAGACAAACCAAAGGCAUUUACCAUCAAGUACAAACGUCCUAGAGGUUCAAGAGCUUGUACUGUUUGUAGAUCAAGAAAAGUUCGUUGUGAUGCAGAAAUUCAUAUUCCUUGCACCAAUUGUAUAACAUUUGGAUGUGAUUGUGUAUUACCAGAAGUAAAGAAAAGAGGCAACAAAGCUGGUGAAUCAAAACCAAAGAAACAAAAGCUUGCACAGUCUGCUGCUGCUUCAACUGGUUCUUCGAACCAAGAAGAGCCAAAAACCAAAGCAAAGUCUAAAAAAGCUAAUGCUAAAGAGCCCACAUCGACGCAAACUCCAGGUAUCGCCACAUCAGCUGCUCAGGGACUUUCACUAGCCUCAGGAAAUACAUCUCAACUGACUGUAAUUAAACAAGAGGAAGCAAUCUCACCAACAUCUACACAUGCUACUCUACAGAAUGACCAACUCGAUAACCAUCAAGCUUCAACGAUUAAUCAUAUUUCAUCGGUACACCACACAAGCUUUUCCAAAACUAAAACAACAAAAGAACCAGUAUUGAACAUAUCACAGAUUAGUGUGCCACCUUCAUUAACAUCAACGUAUAAGAAUAGACCUUCAAUGCAUAAGAAGGAACUAUUAACUUCAAGGGGUAAACCAUCUUUAACUUAUGUUGGCUCGUCUUCGAUUGCAGUCUAUCCUCAUAAGUUAGGUGAAAAUCAUGUUCAAUUAGCAGAAGACGUCUUUGAUUUACCUGAUAGUAGUUUAGAUGCUGUUGAAAUGGAAAUUUUAAAAUUAAGAGGAGCUUUUCUCCUUCCAAGUAAAGAAUUGACGUUAGGUUUAAUUGAAUCCUAUUUUGAACAUGUUCACCCAUUGAUGCCAGUGUUGAAUCGUACAUUAUUUAUGCAGAAAUUUAAUGAUCCUAAUGAUAGUCCUAGUUUGAUGGUAUUACAUGCUGUAUUAUUAUGUGGAAGUAGGGUUUCCAAAAACCCUUUAAUUUUAGACUCAAAUGGGUCAACUAAUCUUGCCAGUAUAACGUUUUUCAAAAGAGCAAAAGCGUUGUAUGAAAUGAAUUAUGAAAGCGACCCAUUGUCAAUUAUUCAAACUUUGAUUUUGAUUGGAUCUUAUUGGGACGGGCCAGAAGAUGUCACCAAAAACUCAUUUUAUUGGACUAGAGUGGCUGGUGCUCUUGCACAAGGGUUUGGUUUCCAACGUGAUGUAACCAAAUUGUCUAGUUUAUCACUUCUGGAGAAAAGAUUAUGGAGACGAAUUUGGUGGUGUUUAUUCGAAAAAGAUCGUAAUGUUGCUAUUGCUUUUGGUAGACCAGUAACGAUUGAUUUGAACGAUUGCGAUGUUCCAAUGUUGACGAUGGAAGACUUUGAUGAAAAUGAUCCAGAAUUGGGUAUUGUUUCUCCCUACAAGGUAAAUGACACACAUGCAUUGUAUUUCAUUCAUUUAAUUAAGUUGGCAGAAAUUACAGGUAUAAUCAUUAAGCAUCAAUAUAGCAUUAGAUCGGAAUCAAUGAAGAGACGAAAUGCAUUUUCCAUUAUUGAACAUUGUGACAUGUUGAUGGGUAUAUGGUUUACAAACUUGCCACCUCAAUUGGUAUUUUCGUUGGGUGAUCCUUCAUCACAAAAUUUCUAUGCUUGUUUGCUCAAUGCGCAAUAUUAUAAUCGAUUAUUUUUGAUUCACCGUUCAAACUUAAUGCGAAUGGCAAAAUCCUCGUCAACAAAUCCAAACAAUUAUAAAUAUCCAAGUUGGGGUAUUAGUUUCCAAUCAGCACGAAUGAUUUCCAUUAUUUCGAAAAUUUUGAUGGAUAGAGAUCAAUUGAAAUAUGUACCGACAAUGUAUGUUUACAUUGCUUUCAGUGCAUUAAUCAUGUUGAUUUACCACAUUGAUUCAACAAAUACGGUCAUUGCAUCCACUGCUAGUGAAUCACUACUUGUUUCAAGAGCAGUUGUGCAAAAAUUAGGAGAGUAUUAUCCUGUGGUUACAGUCUUGAUCAAAUUAUUUGAUAAGUAUGCCAAUGAUAAGAUUAAACGUGCAAGUGUCAUUGAAAGUGGAAUGAUGAUUAAUGAAUUGAAUGAAAAGCGGGCUAAUGAAUCUGGGUCAAUGGAAUAUGGAAAUCAACAUCAGCUGCAACAACUGCGACAACGGCAACUGCAACUGCAACUGCAAUCACCACAACUGCAAGCACGUCAAUCCCAACAGCAACCGUUGCCCCCUCCGCCAAGCCAGCCUCUUCAACACCCAAAACCUAUUCAACAUCCACAAGUUCCAUUUCAACAGCAGCAACCGCAACAGCAAUCUCCUAUUGCGUCUAAAUUUUCUCCGGCUUCAGUUGCUUCGGGUGUAUCACUAGGCGAAACUGGAUACCAUGAUUACCAAACGCAACAGCUGCAAGCUCGGGCGCCUAUUUCCCAACAGCGUUCAUCAUUGAAUCCUCAACAGCAGCAGCAAAAUCGUAAUACAAAUGCGCCUCCCACCUCACAAACACCAGUUAUCGAACAAUUAAUCCAGCAGUAUAAAGUUCCUAUGAAGCAAGCAAAUGGUGCUGAUGGUAGUGAUAAGGCCGCAAGUGAGACGUCGCCUGAUUCAUCAACUCGCUCUUUUCCUGAUAUUAGUCUUGUUACUGAAAAUAUCCCAAAUAAGCAAAAUUUCUUUGAAAAUUUUGAUCCAACACAAUUGUUUCCUACAUUUAGUACUGCUCCGUCUGCAGUUCAUUCACCAAGUAAUGAUGAGGAUAUGGGUAGCAAUAUAUAUGAUUUAGGUGGAUCAAAAGAAGCUUCGAUUGAGCGUCAACAGCCACAACAACAACAACAACAAGAGCAAGGAGAAGGAAACAGCGCCAGUAAUGGUGAUAAUGCCACUGCAAGUGCUGGUGGUAGUGCUGAUAGUAGCAUGCCACCACCUUCCAGUUUAAGUGGUAACUUCACUGAUGGUGCCCAACAACAACAGCAACAGGCACAGCAACAACAACAGCAACAACAACAAGCACCACCACCUCAUCCUCCAACCCCUGGAUUUCAAACUAAUUUCAUGGAUUCUUCAUUUAUCAAUAUGAAUUUACAAUCAGGCUUUGAUCCAAAUGAUGAAAUUAAUGCCUUGUUUAAUUUCAUACCUUAG